Messenger RNA from Erinaceus europaeus (western European hedgehog), 7833 nucleotides. It is a transcript of the gene BRD10, whose product is annotated as bromodomain containing 10. Bases 796 to 7200 code for a protein of 2134 amino acids. The transcript is spliced from 9 exons. NCBI's taxonomy places the organism in Eukaryota, Metazoa, Chordata, Mammalia, Eulipotyphla, Erinaceidae. The record is from RefSeq and is a predicted model, not a curated record. Gene Ontology annotation, molecular function: protein binding.
CUCAGGUCUCCCGGACUGUAGCUGAACCAAAGCCCUUGUUUUCGCAUAGCCCUGCCGGACGCCCUGGGGGCGGGGCUAUCCUACCACGCACGCGCACCGGGGAUGGCGACUAUGGUCUUUCUUUCCCUCUUUCUACAACGCACCCCAGCUGGGGGGGCCGGAGUGCCCUCCCUCUUCUCUCUGCCCCUCCCCUUUUCCGCCUCCCCCCCCGCCCAGCGGGGCUUCUAACUGACAGUUGUCGCUGGGCCGCUCCGCGCGCCGCCUCCUCCAGCCCCGGUCCCCCGCAGGUAGAAAGGGGCGGGAGGGGGUGUGAGGGAGGGGAGGAGGAGCCGCCGCGGCCCAGCGCCGCGGGCCUCUCCGGGGAGGCGAGGGAAGCCCCCCACUUCCUCCUCGCCCCCUCCCAGACCCUCAGCCGGCCCGGGAGGGGGUGGGGCACCGAGGCCGUCGCGGCCGCCCCGGGCCUGGCGGUGAAGUGCGGGCGGGCCGCGCAGGGGCGAGGCGGGCGAGGGCUGGGCGCGCGCCGCCGCCGGGGGGAGGGGAGAGGAGGGCGCCGCGGCUCUCCUCUUCUCUCCCCCCUCCCCCGCGCCAUGUAACCCCGCCCCGCCGGGCGAGCUCGAGACCCCCGCGCGCACCGAGCCGGCCGGCCGGCGGGCGAAAGACGGCGGAGAGCGAGGCCUAAUGCGGCGGGGGCUGCGCGGCGCGGCCGGGCCCUGAGCAAGCGGCCCGCGCUCACGCUCCCCCCGGCCUCGCCUCGAGCGGCCGCUCCACACCGUCCAGACUGUGCCCGCCGGGGGCAUGAGCGUGCCAGGGACACCCGGGGAGAUGGAGCCGGCCGGGGAGGAAGAGCGGCCCCCGCCGGCCGCGGCGGCGGAGGAGGACGACGACGAGGAGGAGGCGGUGGCGGCAGCGGCGACCCGGGCCGCAGGGCCGACCCGAGGGAGGACUGCCGCGCUGCGGGAGGACGGCGGAGAGCCGGAGCCGGAGGAGGCGGCGACGGCCGCGGCCGCGGUGGUCGGGGGCGGCGGCUGCUGCAAGAAGCAGGAGCUGACCUACGAGCUCCAGCAGGGCUACCGCAUCCUGGGCGAGUUCCUGCAGGAGAAGCACCGGGCCCUCACCGCCCCUUUCCUGCAGCCCAUGGGGGGCGUCGCCGCGGGGGAAGAAGAGGCGCCCGAGGGAGCGCGCGGCGGGGGCCGGGGUCACCGCGCCCUCCCGCCGCCGCCGCCGCCGCCGGGCCAGGGCCUGUGUCUGCAGAAGAUGGAGGAGAAGUUUGCCAGCGGCCAAUACGGAGGCAUCACCGAGUUCGUGGCGGACUUCAGGCUGAUGCUGGAGACGUGCUACCGCCUGCAUGGAGUGGACCACUGGAUCUCCAAGCAAGGCCAGAAGCUGGAGAUGUUGCUGGAGCAGAAGUUGGCGCUGCUCUCUCGGCACUUGAGAGAAAAGACAACGAUAGCAGUUACAUCUAGAGGCUAUUAUGGAUUGGAGGAUGAGAAGGGAACUGCAUGCACUUCAACAAGGCGUCGGUCAACACCACGAAGUUUGGCAGGCUUGACAAGUGGAGUUUUUGAAUCUGUAAUGGUUCAAGUGUUGAGACAGGAAGAACAGCUGAGAGCAAAAGAAGAAAAAAGACUUCGGGAGCAGGAAAGAAAAGAAGCAGAAGAAGCUAGUCAAAAGGAAAUAGAAGAAUGGGAAAGAAAACUUCUAGCACAAGCAGCUCCUACAUGUAUGGAAACCAUGUGGGAAAUUCCAGCUAUUGGGCAUUUCCUUUGUUUAGCCCAGCAAAUUCUAAAUUUGCCAGAAAUAGUCUUUUAUGAAUUGGAACGUUGUCUGCUGAUGCCUCAGUGUAAUACUUUUCUAUCCAAAAUAAUGACUUCUCUGUUAAGUCCCCCCCAUCGCAGACCUACCUUACAUCGAAGACCUACUUUGCCUUACAGGACCUGGGAAGCAGCAUUAAGACAGAAAGUGCAACAGUGGUACACUGCUGUAGGACAGACCGAAAAUCCUGUUAAUUGUGCUGAAAAGCUUGGGCUGUGUCCUCAGUUUUUUAAAGUUCUCGGAGAAGUUAACCCAUUGGAAGAAAAACCUUUUCAUGAACUACCUUUCUACCAAAAAGUGUGGCUCCUUAAGGGUCUUUGUGACUUUGUGUAUGAAACACAAAAAGAAGUUCAAGAUGCUGUACUUGGACAGCCUAUUCAUGAAUGCAGGGAAGUUAUCCUUGGCUAUGAUUAUUUGGAGAAUGCGUAUGUACAUUUUCCACAGUUCUGUGGUGCUGAUGUACGGAUUUAUAAACAAAGACCUUUUCAGGCCCCAGAAUUUCCAAUUCCACCCAUUAAAAUACAAAGAGUACCUCGGAUUAAACUGGAAAAGUUGAAGUGUGACUACAUUAACACAAGUAAUGGAGAACAUAAGUGUAGUAGAGAAGGCCUGUCCUAUUCCUUCAAGAAAGAGCAGGAAAUGAAUUUUGACCCAGCUUGCUGCCCUACUAAAGUUAACUUGGAUAAUCAUGAUAUCUCUGUUGAAAUGGAAGUAAAAUCCAACUGUGAAAUUAGAAUUUGCAGGCCCUGUGAAAUCAAAAAAGUUGAUUGUUGUAAAGAAAAUUUAGGAAAACCAGUGAGUCCAGGGGAAGUUACUGACUUUGGUGAGCCUCUCAGUCCAGGUGAAAUAAGAUUUAUAGAAAAUCAAGAAAAAAUUGAUGUUUCCAGAUUAAAGCCUGAACCCAAUCCAUUGAAAGAAAAUGCUCUAAAAUCUUGCCAGAUACAUGUAAAUGGAAGUCACAACGAUCACUCAGAAAUUAACUGCCACAGAGUUGUCAGAGAUUUUCUACUAGAGCAGUCACUGCAAAGCCACAAGAAGCUCAAGCUAACUAAAAUGCGAGCAAAAAAGAAGAAAAAGAAAAAAAAGAAAUUGAAAGAUGUUUUGAAUGAAAACUUACAGAGAAAGCGUGAAAGUCUUCAUUCUCUUGCAUUCAAGUCUUACAAACCUGAGAUCCAGAAUAAGCUAUUGAUCAUCAAAAAGAAAGCAAAACACAAGAAGCACAAAUCUGAUGAAGAAACUACACAAAGAAAUAAAGCAGUUUGCUCCAGUGUUGAAGUUGGAAAAAAAUCCGUAUCUAAAAAAGCAAUCACUAAGAAGAGGAAAACUGUCACAAAAUCACCUUCUUCACCAGAAUUUCAGCUUAUUUGCACUAAUCUUGAUGAACUCAGGGAAUUAAUCACAAAAAUCGAGAAUGAACUCAAAGAUCUGGAAAACAAUAGAAAAAAAUCGGGCAAGUGGUAUCAUCGGAGGCAAGCUGUAAAAGAGCUGCAUAGUACAUUGAUACGUCUUUUAAAUGAAUUGCUACCAUGGGAACCAAAGUUAAUGAAAGCUUUUCAAAGAAACAGGAGCCGCCUAAAGAAAGACUAUGAUGAUUUCAGAAAACAGCCUGAUCAUGAUAAAUUUGCUAGAGAACUGUGGAUUACUGAAGAAGGUGAAGGAGAUCCUGGAAAAGAAUCUCCUAAAAUAGAAGUCAUUAAGUCUAUAGACUCUAUAGAACCUCUUGACAUCCUAGAGAAAGAGCACUUUGAUUCAGGUGAUAUGAAAUUAUCAGAAAUAGAUUUUCCUAUGGCCAGAAGCAAGUUAUUGAAAAAGGAACUGCCUUCUAAAGAUGUACUGAAGACACUGCAUAAAACACUCAAACGACAGUCCAAACAAACUAGUUAUUUUGAUGACAGCACAAAAGAACUUUCCCCAAGGAAGAAAGCGAAGUUAAGCACAAAUGAAACGACUGAUGAGAAUGUGGAUGGUGAUAUGCAGAUUGACUGUUUAAAUGAAUCAAAGCAUACAGAGCCGCUGUUUGCAGAAACAUUUGCCUCACCAGAUUCAACACCAGUGUCUACGCUUCCAAAAGGGACCAAACCUAUUCAGGCCUUGCUUGCAAAGAAUAUUGGGAACAAAGUGACCUUAAAUCAAUUGCCCCCUUCCUCAGGUAGAACUACACCUGCUGUGGAAAAGUCAGUUACAUCUCCUCCAGAAGCAAGUUCCAUAAAGCCAGCAUUGACCUGCCACACCAAUACAAAAGGUCCUUUACAGAUGGUAUACAAAAUGCCCUGUGGCCAGUGGUUACCCAUAGAUCUUCAUAACAGUUCUGUAAAGAUUCAGAUGCAACCUGUACUGGAUCCUAAAACAGGAGAAAAGAUAAUGCAGCAGGUUCUCAUUCUGCCUAAGAAUUUUGUGAUUCAGCAGAAAGAAGGGAAAACAGUAACAAAAGAAAUACCACUACUUCAGCAAAAAGGUACAGAGCAACAUAAUUCAUCUUACCCGCAGAUAGCAAAUGUAAACUCCUCUUUAGCAUCAGUUAUGGUCAACUCAACAGGAUCUAUUUCUACUCAGCUACCUAAUACAGUUUUCAACAAGACAAUUACACCUUUGCCAAAUAUGAGCAAUGCUAGACCACAGUCUUUAUCACCUAUAACCUCUGUAAGUAAUUUGUUAAUACCACCAGUUAAGACUAGCCAGAGCGAGACAGGAAAAGUCAAGAAUGUAGCUUCUUCAGCAGCCUCAUUCUCCCAGCCCAUUGCUUCACCCACCAUUUCCUCAACAGUUCAGCCUCUAUUAUCAGCAACAACACUAAGUGGAUCAGCAAAUUCUGGUAGUUCCAUCAACUGUUUUGCACAACAGAUUGAUGAUUCUUCUGAAACAAAGCAAGAACUGAAAACUGUAUGUAUAAGAGAUUCACAGUCAAUUCUUGUUAGAACAAGAGGUGGGAAUACUGGAGUUGUUAAAGUACAGACCAAUCCAGAUCAAAUUUCACCCAACAGUUUGUCCUCAAGUUCUGUUUUUAAUUUUGCACCUCAACUUCAGACAUUUCUGGUGUCAAAACCAACAACUUCAUCACCCUCUGCUUUUUCUCUGGUAGCUGGAACAACUACUACAUGUAGUCUCCCGUCUUUUGGGCAAACACCAACCUCUGUUUCCAUUCCAUCUGACUUUAAUCCAUCCAUGGGGAAAAAUCUCAAUUUUUCAUUAGGCCAACCUUCCUGCAGUAAUAAUUUGAGCCACAUAGUAGAUAAAACACCACAUAUGCCCUCUUCUCCCUUAAAGUCCUCUGUUUCUUCUAGCACUCUACUAUCAGCAGCAAAUAAUUCAGUAAAUGUAAUUAACAUAUCAGCAGGAAAUUUUGGACAAACCACUCCAGGUGUUACCCAUACUCCAGCUAAUCAACAGCAACAAGUAGAUUAUAUCACUAAAAGUUACCCUGUUACAGGAUCGGAAGCAACAACAGCAACAAAUGGAGAUCUGGUCAUUGGGACUCCAGCUCAGAAACUUAUGCUGGUGUCAACUCCUUCUCUUCUUUCUCCUGGCAGUGGAACUGCAAUUAAUGUGACACCAACAUCUACCAGUGUUUCUGCCCAGAAAUUACUUUUUAUCAAUGCUUCAGUUCCCUGUGGCACUUCAACUAUUGUGGCAGAGUCAUUAAAGCAAGCUCUUUCUCCGCCUUCCUUGAAUAAAACAUAUGUUAAAACUCCAGAGCAACCCCAAAUAGUGCUAAUUCCAUCUACAGUGGGAGCACCAAUAAAAAUAAAUUCAUCACCAACUGUGUCUCAGAUAAAAGAUGUGAAAAUUGGACUAAACAUAGGUCAAGCUAUUGUAAAUUCUUCAGGUAAUGUGCCAUCUAUACCACCAAUAAAUAUACUGCAAAAUGUGACUCCAAAAGGAGAAGAAAAAAGUACAAAGGGCUAUGUUUUGCCACUGUCAACAACUGAUAAUUCAGUUCCAGUAAGCUCAAAUUUUGUGAGUCAAAAUAUUACUCCUGUUAAUGAAUCAGUGGUUUCUGCAGCAAGAGCAGUAAACAUGUUUUCAGUAACGGGAACAAAUGUAUCUUUGGGUUCCCUUUCAGUGACCUCAACUUCUACUUCAAGUAGUGGGACACGACCUCCUGUUUUAGUCAGUGGAAAUGAUACCUCUUCAAGAAUUAUGCCUAUUUUGUCAAACAGACUUUGCACAUCAAAUAUCGGAAACACUGUGGCAAUAUCAACUGUGAAAACAGGACACCUUGCAUCAUCUGUUCUGAUUUCAACUACACCACCAACAGUAUCUCCCAAAUGUUUAACCUCAGCUUUGCAUAUCCCUGUUACUGUUGCUUUGCCUACACCUGUGACAGUUGCCCCCAAAAUAAUCAACACAGUUCCACACGUGGCAGCAGUACCAGGAACCACACGUUCUGUAUCUCUUUCUAAAAGCUCUGUAUCUCUUUCUAAAAGACAAUCUCAAACUCCUGUCCAGUUUCAGUCACCAGGGAUUUCAGCUACAGUGCCAACAAAUAAACCUCAGACUGAAUUGUCUAUUUCAUCAAGUCCAGGUAAAAUGAUUAAUAUUUCCAAUUUUGCUUCUCUGCCAAACCAGCAAAUGUCUCCUGCUUUAGUAAAAUCAAGCCCUAGUUACAGUUCUGUUCCAGGUGGUUCUACCACCCACACUGCUACAGCAUCAUCAAAUGUAACUAAUGUGGUAGGGAGUCACUUCAGUGAACCUUACAUUCAGCAAAAAAUAGUCAUUAACACCAGUACACCUUUGGCCCCUGGUACUCAAAUCAUGAUCAGUGGGACUCGGUUUAUUGUUCCACCACAAGGUCUUGGAGCUGGCAGUCAUGUUCUCCUUAUUUCUACUAAUCCAAAGUAUGGACCCCCCUUAGUUCUUAACAGUGCCCAAGGCAUUCAGCCUCCACCAGUAGAUAAUCCUUCCAAGAAGAGCACAAUAGCAUCAAAUAAUUCAAGUGAGCAAUCUGUAAAACAUUCUCUAAGAAGCUCUACAAAAAAUGUAAACUCUCUUGGGAAUACAAGUUCUCUACCCACAGUACAUACAACACCACAAAUUGUAAACACAACUGCUAAAGUUUCUAUUCCUCCUCCAACGGUGUCAUUGUCUUCAGUAAUUAAGUCUCCUCCAGCUACUCUUUUGGCAAAAACAUCUUUGGUAUCUGCCAUUUGUUCUACUAAUCCUCCACUGCCAAGUAGCACUUCAGUAUUUCAUUUGGAUACAUCUGUCAAAAAGUUGUUGGUGAGCCCAGAAGGCGCCAUAUUGAAUACCAUAAAUACCCCAGCAUCUAAAGUUUCUUCACUCACGUCAUCGCUCUCCCAAAUUGUUGUAUCUGCCAGUCGAAAUCCUGCCUCUGUCUUCCCUGCUUUUCAGUCAUCUGGCUUAGAGAAAUCUGACACAGCUGCAUCUUGAAUUUAGACUAAAAGAGCCAGUUUUUAAAUAAUGGGGCAUUGUUUUGACUCCCAUAGAAGUUUUAACUGUUUAUUAUACUGUUGAGAACAUACUAUAUGUAGUUGUGGUGUGUGUGUGUUAAUGUAAUUUUCACUAGCUUGCAAUAAGGCUUUGUUUUCUUAGGGAGAGAAAAAUCUCUUUCAUUUCACUCCUUGGUCUGUUUUCAAAGGAUGUUUGUUUAAAAUAAAAGGUCAGGAUUGACCUGUCUGUAUAACAUAAAUUGAGCUAAGUCAAGUUUGACUAGUUUGGAGUAAGCUAGCCUUUUGCACACUUGCAUCGAUGUUUCUUCUUCAAUUUGGACUAUUACAGCGUAUCUGCACUAUAGUAUUCUGUGUCAUUAGUGAAAUCUUAUUUUUGUUUCUGUAAAAAGAUAUAUAUUUAUGCAUUGUGAAAAUGCAGUCCAUUGUGUAAAAUUGUACAUAUCCCUAAGAUCCCUAACAACCUGUACUAAACUAUAUGUACAAAGAACUAUGCUGUCUUAUUUAUGUUUUGUUUACAUAAUGUAUAGUUUUUUAAGUAUUUUAGUAAUUUUGGACCAGUGAACUGUUAGCAACAAUGCAGAAAUAUCUGCAUGUAAUAAACUGAGUUGCUGUA